GCCUCCCCGUCGGGGGUGACGCCGCAGCGGACUGCCCUUCCCCAAGAUGGCGUCGAAGAUGGGUUCGCGACGGUGGAUGCUGCAGCUGAUCAUGCAGCUGGGUUCGGUGUUGCUCACACGCUGCCCAUUCUGGGGGUGCUUCAGCCAGCUCAUGCUGUACGCUGAGAGGGCCGAGGCACGCCGGAAGCCCGACAUCCCAGUGCCCUACUUGUACUUCGACUUGGGGGCGGCCGUGCUGUGCGCCAGCUUCAUGUCCUUUGGAGUGAAGCGGCGCUGGUUCGCGCUGGGGGCCGCCCUCCAGCUGGCCAUUAGCACCUACGCCGCCUACAUCGGGGGCUACGUCCACUACGGGGACUGGCUGAAGGUCCGGAUGUACUCACGCACAGUUGCUAUCAUCGGCGGCUUUCUUGUGUUGGCCAGCGGCGCUGGGGAGCUGUACCGCCGGAAGCCCCGCAGCCGCUCCCUCCAGUCCACUGGCCAGGUGUUCCUGGGCAUCUACCUCAUCUGCGUGGCCUACUCGCUGCAGCACAGCAAGGAGGACCGGCUGGCCUAUCUGAACCAUCUCCCGGGAGGGGAGCUGAUGAUCCAGCUCUUCUUCGUGCUGUACGGCGUCCUGGCCCUGGCCUUCCUGUCGGGCUACUACGUGACCCUGGCUGCCCAGAUCCUGGCCAUUCUGCUGCCCCCAGUCAUGCUGCUCAUUGAUGGCAAUGUCACCUACUGGCACAACACACGGCGCGUUGAGUUCUGGAACCAGAUGAAGCUCCUUGGAGAGAGCGUGGGCAUCUUUGGGGCUGCCGUCAUCCUGGCCACCGAUGGCUGAGUGGCACGGGGAGAGGCCAAGAUGGGUGCCAGCAGGCCGCUGAGGGCCACCCGCCUUCCUUCUUGCUGGCCUUGUUGUUUCCUUCUGCUUUCCACUCUGUUGGUUUGGUUCUUUGCUGUGUGUGUAUGUGUUGGUAAGAGGCAGGUCUCUUCCCUGGUACCUGGGCUUGGCCCUGGGUGGGUGGGAGCCCUGCUCACGAUGCCUUACAGGGCUUUUUCCUGUUCGGUAGUGGGAUACCUGAGGCCAGCUGCUCCCUGGGUCUCCUGUCUCAGAGAAGGGAGUAAGGCAGGGCUUGGGUGGGGCUACUGAGAAUGGAAGACAGAGGAAGGAAGACCAUGAACCAGAAGUGAGCAAAUGUGAAAAAUUCCAUUUUGAACCUGGCCAAGUGCAGCUAGGCUCUACAGUGCUUUCUGGAGACCGAGACUGAGUGUGUGUGUUGACACGUGGUUGGGGCUGGGAGGAGCCAGGGGCCCGGUGCCACCGAAGUCACGUGAGUUCUCAGGGUGUGCUGGGGGCAGAAACAGCACUUGCUGUUGCCCCACCUUGAAAGCAGAGCAGGCCCCUGCCCGGGGUGUACGGGGGGGGGGGGGGGGGGUGGUAGGGCAGGCAGCGGCCAGCUUCCUGCCUCCUGCCUGCUGUUUCCAGCUCUAUGGUUGGCCUGGUUGGGGUGAGUUCUCUCCCAAAGACCAGACCACACAGUCCUCCAAAAAUAAACAUUUUAUAUAGACA
This is a messenger RNA of Lutra lutra (Eurasian river otter), 1549 nucleotides long. It is a transcript of the gene TMEM101, whose product is annotated as transmembrane protein 101. Lineage: Eukaryota; Metazoa; Chordata; Mammalia; Carnivora; Mustelidae. The record is from RefSeq and is a predicted model, not a curated record. Gene Ontology annotation, biological process: positive regulation of canonical NF-kappaB signal transduction. The transcript has 4 exons. Bases 47 to 820 code for a protein of 257 amino acids.